Molecule: messenger RNA, 6200 nt
Organism: Monodelphis domestica (gray short-tailed opossum)
Lineage: Eukaryota; Metazoa; Chordata; Mammalia; Didelphimorphia; Didelphidae
Product: tripartite motif-containing protein 59-like
Molecular function (GO): zinc ion binding
Source: RefSeq, a predicted model, not a curated record
AGCCCCGCCCAUCUGUAGAUCUAAUCACCCAAAGUGUCCACAUCCCACUCAAUCCUUUGGUGGGAGAUCCGUGAGCCACAGGCACUCUAGUGGUGACCAAUCAGAGGGGAACUGGGGGAGGGCACAGGAGGGGACUCCAAAGAGAGUGUAUUUAAAGGGCAAUGACAGCUUCCUGACUUCAGUUCUAUCCAGAGUUCCUGUUCUUGGAGUGGAGCUAGUGGAGAACGCGCUGACUGACCCGGAGACCCUGUUCCUGGCCAGGCUCUUCUGAUAUCUCUUUGGACUGCCGCUGCGGAAAUGUAUAAGUUUAAGGCAGAACUUACAUGCUCCAUUUGUUAUAGCAUAUUUGAGGAUCCUCGAGUCCUGCCAUGCUCCCAUACGUUUUGCAGAAAAUGUCUGGAAAAUGUUCUUCAGGCAUCUGGGAACUUGACUUGUCCUGCUUGCAAGCGUAUAAUUGAAAUCCCUGCCCCUGGCAUUGAAUCUUUGCCCAUCAACCUUGUCCUGAGGGCUAUUGUUAAAAAAUACAAGCUGGAAGAUCCCUCAGAUGUCAUCAUGUGCCCUGAGCACUCCAGCCAGCCGCUCAACGUCUUUUGCCUGCGGGACUACCAGCAGGUGUGUGGCCACUGCCUUACCAUCGGCCAGCACCAAGGACACCCCAUUGGUGACCUUUACCGUGCCUUCAAGGGAAGGGAGGAUCUCUCCGAAUACUUUGAGCAGUUGUUUGACACUGUCAGUGACUGGGACGAUACCUGGUUGCUCAUUAAUAAGUUAGAGAAUGAGAAAUCCCAUUUGGAGCAAAUGGUCCACCCUGAUAAUGAAAUCCUCUUCCACUAUUUGAAGGAGCUUAGACUUUUCUUGGGCCGAAAAAAAAAGGCUUUAAUGUCUGCCUUGGCACAGAGACCUCUUGAGAUUUGUUCCAGGGAGGAGGAGGAGGAGGAGGAGGAGGAGGAGGCGGCCGAGGAAGAGGAAGAGAAGGAGGAGGCAUUUGCGGCCUUUGGGGUGGUGGAGAGGGACUUUGAAUACGUGGAGAUGUUAGAGAAUGAGAAAUCCCAUUUGGAGCAAAUGGUCCACCCUGAUAAUGAAAUCCUCUUCCACUAUUUGAAGGAGCUUAGACUUUUCUUGGGCCGAAAAAAAAAGGCUUUAAUGUCUGCCUUGGCACAGAGACCUCUUGAGAUUUGUUCCAGGGAGGAGGAGGAGGAGGAGGCGGCCGAGGAAGAGGAAGAGAAGGAGGAGGCAUUUGCGGCCUUUGGGGUGGUGGAGAGGGACUUUGAAUACGUGGAGAUGGAAUGGCAGGUGGAAAUGGCCUUGGGGGAGGCGGGGGCUGCCUCGUGGUAUGUUAUGAUGUACUUGGAGGAGGUUUUAAGGUCCUUGGGGGAGGUGGAGGAGGCCUUGAAGGAGGGCAAGGAGCAGGAGGAGGAAGAGGAGGAGGAAUCAGAGGAGGAGGAGGAGGAAUCAGAGGAGGAGGACUAGGAGGGGGAGGAGGACUUUACAAAGAUUUUCAGUACUUUAAUACUGAUAGUUAUUUCAGGGAUGUGAUCAAGGAAAAUUAUGUAUUGUUUUUUAAUAAAAAUGGAAUAAUUGAUCUGUUGUUAGACCAUUCAAUCAUAUCAUCAAGGCUGAGGGGUCUGGGAGCACAAGUCAAGUUUAGACUGGUGGCUUCUAGGAAGUUCCUGAGUCACUGAGGCAUACUGAAGCUUGAUAUAUUUGUCCUUAUCACUUGGGCCUCUCGGGUUUUCUGUUGACUUCAUGAGAACAGGCUUCUGUGAGUGGGGAAGUUUUGGGGCUUGAUCUGCCACUGCAGUAUUGCUAGGAAUUAUGUACAAGAAUAAAAGUUAACUCGUCUUUUUGGGACUGGGUUCGAGGGUCUGAUCUUUUGGUGGUGUUUUAGAGACUAGGGUACAAGUGAUUUGCUCUUGCAUUAUUUCUUUUGAGACUAGAGGGAAUAAUAAUCAUGUCAAUUCAUAGGUAAGGGGCAUUGAUGAAGGAAGUCGUGUAAAGGGGAUAGAGUGGGCAGUCACAGUCCACUCUGGUCUCCCCAGCUACCACGCAUGACUCUGUCCAGGCAUCUUGGUCUGAUGGCUCCCAGCAAUUAAUUAAUGCCUAAUUCAGUAAGGUCUAAAAUCUGUUGAGAGAGCCUGGAAAUUCUGGUUUCCCUGAGCAAGGACUGCAGUGCUGAGAGCUGCAGUUCCUCCUAUCCCCAGCCCUACCAAGAUUGGGAUGAGAAUUGGCACUCUGACCUGAUAUGGCCUGACUAGUCAGCAUCCCUUCAAAGUGCUCCCUACCUCUUUCCCCUGAGUCUCUGUCUCAGGAUGGCCUUCCUGUCUCCAUCGCAGCAGUAGCCUUCCUGGUCAAAGACGAUAACAAACUUACACAUGGCCAGCCACUUCUCAUUGCCACCUCACAUGCCAUUGAGAGUGUCCCCCUCCAGCCUCCGGUGGGCUGGCUGUCCCAUGCCCAGCUGACCAAUUGCUCCUCCUGAACAAGGCUCAAUUGUCCUUCCAAGUAGUGUCCACCCUUAACCCCACCACACUUCUCCCCACCCGGGAUGACGGCUACUGAAAUGCAUUCCUGCCAAGAGAUCCUUGUGGAAUCUGCACGACCUGACCUUAAGGAUGUUCCUCUAGCCAAUCUGGACCUUCUCUUCACUGAUGGCAGCAGCUUCCUAUCCCCACAAGGUAGGAGACCAGUAGUAGACCAUACUGGCCAUAUCAUCUGGGACGUCUCCCUCCCCGAAGGGACCUCAGCACAGAGGGCCAAGCUGAUUGCUUUGGCAGCAGUCUCUCAUGCAGCAAAGGGUAGGCGGGUCACCAUUUAGACAGAUAGCCGCUACACCUUCACAACCCUGCAUGUGCCCAUAUAGGGGGUUUGUCACUUCAGCUGGGAAGUCCCUGGCCCACCUCGAAGACAUCCAGGAUCUCCUUGCAGCCAUCUGGGAGCCCCGUGCAGUUGUCCACACCCCUGGACACCAAAGUGGCUCAUCUCUCCCUGCCAUGGGAAACCGGCAGAGCAGACUAGGGGGCUAAGGCAGCUGCAAGGCGGGACUGGGCCCAUACUCUAGUGCUACCUAUCCAGGCCAUCUCAGAGCCACCGGGCCCCCCAUCUCCCAUCCUGAACCUCCCACCGGCCCUCCACAAUAUUUGGACAGUGACCACCAAUGGAUAAAAGGGAAGGAAGGACAGCCUGUUGGGUCUUUCUUCCAGGAUCCUGCUGGUAACUUGUUUUUACCUAGAAUCGCUGGCCAACUUUUGACCACCCACCUCCACCAUCUCACACACCUGGGUGCUAACAAAUUCCAUGAACUGCUCCGGAAAGGACAGAAAGGCCUUCCUGACAGAGUUGGUCAGCAAAUGUACUGCCUGCCAGCUGACCCGGCCAGCAAACUCAAACUCACCCUGGGACCCGCCUCCACGGCACCCGACCCUGUGAGCAUUGGGAACUUGAUUUCACUGAAGUGCAGCAUGGAAAAUUUGGAUUCCAGUACCUCCUAGUUCUUGUAGGCACCUUCAUGGGGUGGCCCAAGGCUUUUGCAAUGAAAACUGAAAUUGCCCAUGCAGUUGCUGAAAUCUUGCUAGAAGGAAUAAUUCCCUGGUUUGGGGUGCCCUCCUCCCUAGGAUCAGACAAUGGCCCUGCAUUUGUGGCCAAGACUACAGGCACUGGCAGGGGGUCUCGGGGUCAAAUGGAAGUUACACUGUGAGUAUAACCCCCAGAGUUUGGGGCAGGUAGAAUGAAUGAAUCAGACCCUAAAAGAGAUUCUUACUAAACUCUCUUUGGAGACUGGCCAGGAGUGGGUGACGCUCCUUCCCCUAGACCUUUUUAAGGCCCACAAUACCCCUGGGCCCCUCUCCCUUACCCCUUAUGAGAUCCUUUAUGGUUCAAUCCCCCUCCCCCCAUUCUCUCCACUUUCCCAAAUGCAACCCCCGGUAGCCCCUCAUUGCAGGACUUUGUUCUCUCCCUCUCUCAGAUUCAGUCUGACCUCUGGCCAAGGCUCCAGAUGCGGUUCCAACCUCCUCCCCAUAACCCUCAUCCUUUUAAACCCGGGGAUUGGGUUUGGGUGAAGUGACACUGCAAGGCAAACCUUCAGCCACCAUGGAAGGGCCCCUAUGUAACCCUUUUUGUUACCCCUUCAGCUUUUAAUGUCGAAGGAAUCAGCCCUUGAUUUACCACUCCCAUGUGAAAGCCACAGACCCACCAAAGGCUACAGAAGUCUAGACAGCCACUUCCUAUCCGGACACUCCCCUGAAACUCAGACUUCAACAGAGAGCGACAAGACCUGCUCACUUCAAUUACUUCAAUUUUCCCCCCACCUCUUGUUUCCUCCCUCCCUUGUCUGGCUCCUCUCUGUUCUCCAGGGUGGAACCUCUCACCAGCCUUGGAAGUGAACCCUGACAUCUCUGGAAUCCCCACAAUUGGCACAAACUGUGUUGAGCAACCAAGGACCCACUUUCUCAGUCCCCAGCUGCACAGUGAUUUUGGCCGAGCAUUGCGAGGGGAGUGGAAAGAGGACCCUCUACAGGGACGUUCUCAUCAAAGGAUCUAAAGGACCUGGCCUUAAUGGGGCUCUACAUAUGUUCUAGUUCUAACCCCGGGAGGUCAUAUUGCAACCAGCCAGGUCACUACCUUUGUGCCUACUGGGACUGUGUGACUCUUGCGAGUGACGAGGCCUCUUACUGGACCAUAAAAACUGACCGGUUCCUGGGGUUGAAAUUGAUCCCCAACACAGGAUGCACAUGGGAUUGGUUUCUCUACUUCUAAGUGGACCCGCUGUACCCAGCUAAACCUGACCAUCCUAUGCCCAGAUGACCAGGGGUGGCUCCUGGGGCACACCUGGGGAGUCCUCAAUAUGAGUCUGGAUAUGACCAAGGGGGAUUUUUUACGAUCUGCAAAGAACCCGCCACCACCCCAGUGGCCUUGGGGCCGAAUUUCAUACUCAACCAGAACCCCCCUUACCUAACAGCCCCCAUCACCUGAAUGCCCCUCCACCCCCCUUACCUAAGAGCCCCUGUCCCAAGACCACCCCCAGACCCCUCCACCCUGAUCACCCUGUUGCAAUCAACCCCUAUCUUCCCUUGUUGCAAGCCUCCUUUUCAGCCCUUAAUCACUCCUCCCCUAAUCUCACAGUGCACUGUUGGCUCUGCCUAGUCACAUCCCCGCCCUAUGAGGCUUUCAGCCUAAAUGCCUCACAACAUCUCACAGGAUGAAAACCCACCGAAGUGCCACUGGAGGGAUUCAGGCCCUGAAAACCCGGGCCCUAGCUUAACCCUUUCAGCAACUGUGUAGUGGGAAAAUCAGCCAGCCCGACCCCCGCCUUUGCUCAACUGCAGCUUAUCCCUUAACCGGAAAAUCCCUUAUCCCACUUGCAGGGGCGCACUGGAUAUGUUCCCGCUCCGGCCUAUAGCCCUGUGUCUCCCCUAACUCCCUCACUGACUACUGCACCCCCAUCACAAUAGUACCCCAAGUGAUCUACCUCCGCAAGGCAGUCUGAGGAUACAGCUAGGCUAGAAUCCUUUAUUAACUUCCUUGAAAGGUCCCACGCCUCCUUAGUCGAGGUCAGCCUUCAAAACCGAGGAGGCCUGGACCUCCUCUUCCUUAAGGAGGGGGCCUCUGUGCAGCCUUGGGUGAAGAAUGCUGCUUCUAUGUUCACCAUUGGGGGUUAUCAGGGACUCCCUGAGCAAGCUAUGAGAAGGUCCAGAAGCCUGGCGGAAGGAGGAAGAAGCUGCUGGCCCCUGGUACGCCCACCUUUUUAACUCCUCUCCCUGGCUCACUACCCUAGUCACAUCCCUCAGGGCCCCUUACCAUCCUAACCCUACUCUUGACAUUUGGCCCCUGCAUUCUCAACCACCUUGUUCCGUUCCUGAAAGAUCCGCCUGGAUGCCGUCCAGGUGUUGGCUCUCCAACCCCCAGCCACCAGCCCUGGGCCGAGGGCUAUGAGCUGCCUAAGCGGAUGGGCCUUCCCUCUGUCCCCUAAGACAAAAAGAAGUGGGGAAUGGAGGAAGCCCAAGCAGGAAACUGCUGGGUCACGGCAGCACAUGUCAUUGCAGAGCAUCUGGCAAACAGACCCCCGGCAGAGAACACGAAUGUGUCAAUGCCCUGGCCGUAGAUUCCAGGGGAAACCUAUGGGCUAUGUAUGCUGGUGGGUGAUAGAACUCUAAUGCUGAGCUCCCCUGGGGCGCACCAGAUCAAUAAACCACCCUUUUGCUUGA